This is a messenger RNA of Myzus persicae (green peach aphid), 3361 nucleotides long. RefSeq names its product alpha-(1,6)-fucosyltransferase-like. Gene Ontology annotation, biological process: protein N-linked glycosylation. The record is from RefSeq and is a predicted model, not a curated record. Bases 538 to 2241 code for a protein of 567 amino acids. The transcript is spliced from 9 exons. Gene Ontology annotation, molecular function: glycoprotein 6-alpha-L-fucosyltransferase activity; protein binding. Gene Ontology annotation, cellular component: Golgi cisterna membrane. NCBI's taxonomy places the organism in Eukaryota, Metazoa, Arthropoda, Insecta, Hemiptera, Aphididae.
AACAUAUUUUGAUAUUAUAAAUUAUAAUAUAUUCGACGAUCGCGAUACGAUUUUUUACGAGCGCAUCCGGUGACAUUGUACUGUUUUGUAGGGUUUUCAUUCCGUUUGAUUUCAACUGUGGUGCGUUGUUAUUAUUAUUAUUAUUAUUAUUAUAUUAUAAUAUAAUUACCUCCGCGCACGACCGCCUCGGCAACUACGGUCGCGGUUUAUCGCGGUGGUAGCGCGAAUGAAUAAUAUAAUAAUAUGUAGUUUUAAAUGGACGAACCGACGACGAUGAUGACGUCCUUUGUGAGUCAAUUAAUAAACUCGUUUUCAAACUGCACCGCGUUCUGUUGUAGUACACAAUAUCAUUACAAUAAUUCACUGCAGUAAUACAUUGUUAUAUUAUGUAUUAAUGUAAUUAACGUUUGGCGACUCGCAAGACUGCGAAGAUUAUACGACUAGUGACUACGUACCUAUCGAACAAAUUUAUUUUGUUUCGCGACGAAAUAACGACGACGAGAUAAUUGCGUACAUAGAAUUGUUAAUCAUUAAAACAUGAGACAACAGGGAUGGCUGCGCAUUUUGGCGUUUUUAGCUUUUUCAUGGGUAGCAUUCCUUUUGGUGACUGUUAAGCUUGUAAGGCAACAAGAUACCAACGACGGAGAUUCAUCUCAAAGACUGGCCAGGGCUCUUCGAGAACUUGAUAAAUUACAUAAAAGCAAUGCUGAGCUUAAUGCUUUAGUAUUGGAUUUGAAUUACAAUCCAAGAAUAGACAACAAGAAAAUUCUUUUGUCUUAUUUCCAAAAUUCUAAACGAAGUGGACUAAAUGGUCCAUCUGAAGAAUAUGAACUUUCACGUCGUCGUAUAUUUUCAAACACUAAAGAACUUUGGUACUAUGUCAACUCUGAAUUGCAAUCCUUGGUCAAAGAAGAUGAUGGUGUCACAGUGGAACACAUUUCAAAAAUGAAGAACAUUAUUGGUGAACACUAUAGAUCUUUAUUAAAAGAUGUAUCAAAUUUAGCUGAUGUUGAUGGUCAUACAGUAUGGAGACAACAGGAAUCUGAAAAUUUGAGUAAUUUAGUCCAAAAAAGAUUGAAACAUUUACAAAAUCCAUCAGAUUGUGCCAAAGCAAGAAAACUAGUUUGUGACUUAAAUAAGGGUUGUGGAUAUGGUUGCCAACUGCAUCAUGUUGUUUAUUGUUUUAUUGUUGCAUAUGCGACAGAAAGAACAUUAAUUUUGAGGUCUAAAGGUUGGAGGUAUUCCAAAGGAGGAUGGCAAGAUGUAUUCUUACCGUUAAGUGAUACAUGUCUUUUACCAAAUGGAGAAACAACCAAUCGGUGGCCAGGUCAUCGAAAUACUCAAGUUAUUACUCUACCUAUCAUUGACUCAAUCAACCCAAGACCUCCUUUCCUUCCUCUUGCAUUACCUGAAGACUUAGCUCCACGAUUAAAUGUAUUGCAUGGAGAUCCUGUGGUUUGGUGGAUAGGACAAUUUCUCAAGUAUAUGCUUCGACCACAACCAGCUACUAGUAAUAAACUAGAUGAAUAUGCCAAAAAAGUUAAAUUCCAAAAACCAAUUGUCGGAGUGCACAUUAGAAGAACUGACAAAGUUGGUACUGAAGCUGCAUUCCAUAAACUAGAUGAAUAUAUGGUACAUGUUGAACAAUAUUACAAAUAUAAAGAACUAACUGAUAAAGUCGAUAAAAAAAGAGUUUAUUUAGCUACAGAUGAACCAAAAUUAUUUUCUGAAGCUAAACGCAAGUAUCCUGAGUAUGAAAUAGUUGGGGAUGAAGACAUUUCUAAAACGGCAUCAAUCAGCAAACGCUAUUCAGAUCAAUCGCUAAGUGGUAUCAUAACUGACAUACAUUUUUUGUCUCUUAGUGACUACUUAGUAUGUACUUUUUCAUCACAGGUGUGUCGAGUAGCCUAUGAAAUUAUGAAUAGUCUCCAUCCUGAUGCGUCAACUCUAUACACAUCUUUAGACGACAUUUAUUAUUACGGUGGUCAAAAACGCAGACUUCAUGUAGCUGUAUUACCCCAUAAGGCUAAUGGACCGCAUGAAAUGAAUUUACUAAUCGGUGAUGAGAUUGCUGUUGCUGGUAACCAUUGGGAUGGUUAUUCAAAGGGAACAAAUUUAAGAACCAAAGAAAGUGGCUUAUAUCCUACAUUUAAGGUGUCCCCGAAAAUCGAAACUGCGUCUUUUGCCAGUUAUCCAGAUGUAACAUUAAGUACUAAUGAAUUACAAGAACAAAAAAGGUAACUACGAUACUGACAAUAUUAUAAUAUAGACUUAUACAAAUAGGCAACAGUUAUGUGCUCAUUAUACCCCAAAGCUUGGACAAUUAUAUUUUACCUGAUAAAUAACAUAUACAUACUACUAUAAUUUUUAAAUUAUUAAAUUAGGUACAAAUAAUUGUAGUGCAAUUAAGUUUAACUUAUUAUUAUUUAAUUGUAUUACAGUUAAAUUAAUUUCAAUUUUACUGUGAUCGCAUCUUAGUUUAAUAUUAAAUAUUAAUUAUUUUUUGCUCUCUACUGUAUUAACUAGUCUUUAUAUGCUACUUAAAAUGGCACUUGUAUUGUUAUGCUAUAUACCAACAAAUUAUUACUGUCAUAUUAUGCUAUUUAUUCCCAAAGAAACUGUUAGAAAAAAUAGUACAUCACAUACUUAAUGUUUAUUUUUUAAAUAACUAUAUUUAAAUAUAUUUUUGGAUUUUAUGUAUAAUAAUAUAAAUAUAUAUUUAUUUUAGUAGUCUGUAUCUAAAGUAAAGUAAUUAAUCAAGAAACUAUCAGACACAUAUUUGUGUUCACUAUUUAUUUAUAAUAUUUAUUUAUUUUAUAGUUAUAAAAGAUAAUCCACAUUAUUAUUGAAGUUCUAAUUUUGAUUAUUAUAAAAAAAAAAUCUGAAGUCAGUGUUAACAGUGUUUAGAGGUUUAUUGGAAAUAUUUAAGUAAACUGGAUGUCUUUAUAGAUGAAGCUUCUGGUCUCAAUAGUAGAAUUGUAUCUAAGGACAGUAGUUUUAAAUGUUUUACUAUAAUAAUAUGUAGAAGGUUAAUAACAGGGGCGUGUAACCAAAAAUUUUUUAAGGGGUGUUUUUAUUUGAUAUUUAAAUUUAACUUGUGGAGUUGUAUACCCUCUAUUGUUGUCAUCAAUCUUCAUAAGAUCAUUCAAUUAUUCAAAAAAUAUAUAUUUUAACAUAAUAUAUCAUUAUUAGUGACUCAUUAGCCCUUAUAGAUAACAUAUCAACAAAUUGAUGGUAAAAUAGCAUACACUCAAGUGCCUAUAAAAUUGAUCAUGACCAAUACGUUGAAACAACUAAAUAUUUUUGUCUUUUCUCUUGUUAUUAAUUUGUUUGUUUGAUUUAUUUUAUGUAUGUUACAUAC